UAUUUGUAUUUGUUUAAUUGAAAUAAUUUAUGUUCUGAGAAACCAAGAUUAUGGGGUUGUGGCACUUCAGUUGAGAAAUUUCGAACAAAAAGCCCAUACCAUAAACCCUCCCUCGACUGACGGCGCCAGCGUUGCAGACGACAAUCAAACACUGAUGAGUGUGUUAUUAUAAAUCGAUCAGAUCUGCAAUCAAACACUGUUGCCAAGUUCCGAUCUCACUCGCUGCUUGCGUAGAAUGACGACGAUCAGAGACGCUUUACUAUGCUUCUUGAUCGUAAUUCAUUCAUUUUCAGCAGCUUCCGCUGACUCCAUCCACGGCUGUGGUGGCUUCGUCGAGGCUAGUACGUCUUUGAUGAAGUCGAGGAAGCUACAUGAUACGAAAUUGGAUUAUUCUCAUAUAACGGUUGAGCUUCGCACCUUGGAUGGACUGGUCAAGGAUAGAACUCAGUGCGCUCCCAAUGGCUACUACUUCAUUCCGGUGUAUGACAAGGGUUCUUUUGUGAUCCAAAUUAAUGGACCAGAAGGGUGGGCGUGGGACCCAGAGAAGGUUUCUGUCAUCGUUGAUGAUAAUGGUUGCAAUGGCAAUGAAGAUGUAAAUUUCCGCUUUACAGGAUUCACCAUAUCUGGUAGGGUGGUGGGAGCUGUUGGUGGAGAGAGCUGUACCCUUAAAAAUGGAGGUCCUUCAAAUGUAAAUGUUGAAAUUUUGUCUCCUAACGGUGAUCUCAUUUCUUCUGUUUUUACAUCAUCAGUGGGGAGCUACUUGUUCACAAAUAUUCUUCCAGGAAAAUAUGAAUUACGCGCAUCACAUCCUGAUCUGAAAGUUGAAGUGAGAGGCUCCACAGAGGUAGAAUUGGGGUUUGGAAAUGGUGUAGUCAAUGACAUUUUCUUCGUCCCUGGAUAUGAUGUCCGUGGGUUUGUUGUUUCUCAGGGAAAUCCAAUAUUGGGAGUUCACAUUUAUCUAUAUUCAGAUAAUGUCUUAGAGGUAGAUUGUCCCCAAGGUUCUGCUAAUGCCCCUGGAGAAAGAAAGGCUCUCUGUCAUGCUGUAUCUGAUGCUGAUGGAAGGUUCACGUUUAAGUCGAUACCAUGUGGAAGUUAUCAGCUCAUACCUUUCUACAAGGGUGAAAACACAGUUUUUGAUAUUUCACCACCUGUUGCAUCGGUUAUUGUUGAGCAUCAACACGUGACAGUUCCCCAAAAGUUUCAGGUCACUGGGUUUUCUGUUGGGGGCCGUGUUAUUGAUGGGAAUGAUGUCGGAGUGGAGGGUGCUAAAAUUAUAGUUGAUGGUCAUGAAAGGUCUGUCACUGACAAACAAGGAUAUUACAAGCUUGACCAGGUUACAUCCAAUCGUUAUAUGAUAGAGGCCAUAAAGGAGCAUUACAAGUUCAACGUACUGAAGGAUUAUAAGGUAUUGCCAAACAUGGCUUCAGUGACAGAUAUUAAAGCAGUUUCCUAUGAUGUAUGUGGUGUAGUUCAGAUUGUUAGUGGUGGUUUCAAGGCAAAGGUAGCUUUGACUCAUGGACCAGAGAAUGUCAAACCUCAAGUGAAACUGACAGAUGGAAAUGGAAAUUUCUGCUUUGAGGUUCCACCAGGUGAAUAUCGCUUAUCAGCUAUGGCAGCUAUGCCUGAGAGUGCUCCUGGACUCCUGUUUUUGCCAUCAUAUGUUGAUGUUGUAGUCAAAAGUCCAUUGAUGACUAUUGAAUUUUCUCAGGCAUUAGUCAAUGUACUUGGUACGGUCACCUGCAAGGAGAAUUGUGGCCCAUCUGUUUCUGUUGCCUUAGUAAGAAAUGCUGGUAAACGUGAUGAAGAGAGAAAGACAGUCAGUUUGACUGAAAACAGCAGUGAAUUCCUCUUUUCAGAUGUCAUCCCUGGAAACUACAGAAUUGAGGUCAGACAUAAUUCUCCAGAAUCAGAGGUUAGGGAAGAUAACUGGUGCUGGGAGCAGAGCUUCAUUGAUUUGGAUGUUGGUGCUGAGGAUGUAAAAGGCGUGGUAUUUGUUCAAAAAGGUUACUGGGUUAAUGUUGUCUCCACCCACGAUGUGGAUGCUUACAUGACUCAAGCAGAUGGUUUGUCAGUGAAUAUGAAAAUUAAGAAAGGUUCCCAGCAUAUAUGCGUAGAAUCUCCUGGAUUGCAUGAACUUCAUUUUGUUGACUCAUGUAUUUUCUUUGGAAGCUCAUCAAUGAAGAUUGAUACAUCCAAUCCUUUGCCCAUCUUUCUAAGAGGAGAGAAGUAUCUACUUAAGGGACUGAUCAGUGUUGAGUCUAGCACAGUUAAUGGUGUGUAUGAAGUACCCGAGAGUAUCACUGUGGACAUUCUGAACAGUGAGGGCAGUGUUGUUGAUGGUACCACAGCUAAAGUUAGUUCCAAUGACAAUGAUCAAACCAGUAAUGCAAUGUAUGAGUAUUCUGUGUGGGCUAAUCCUGGAGACAAACUUACCUUUGUUCCUCGGGACCCAAGGAAUAAUGGGGAGAAGAAGAUCUUGUUUUAUCCAAGAAAACGUCAUGUCUCAGUGACAAGUGAUGGUUGUCAAGCUUCUGUUCCUCCAUUUUCUGCACGAUUGGGAUUAUAUAUUGAAGGAUCCGUUUCUCCCCCCCUUUCCGGUGUGCAUGUUAGGAUUCUUGCUGCUGGAGAUAGCCACAUUGCUGCCCUUAAGAGUGGUGAAUUGGUACUCGGAACUACCACAGAUACUCAUGGCUUCUUCACUGGGGGACCUCUAUAUGAUGACAUAACUUACAGCGUUGAGGCUUCAAAGCCUGGCUAUCAUCUAAAGCGGGUUGGACCUCAUUCCUUUUAUUGUCAAAAGCUUGGUCAAAUAUCUGUACGCAUAUAUUCAAAAGAUGGUUCUGAAGAACCUAUUCCUUCCGUGCUUCUAUCACUGAGUGGUGACGAGGGUUAUAGGAAUAACUCAGUAUCUGGGGUUGGUGGGACAUUCCUUUUUGAUAACUUAUUUCCUGGAACUUUCUAUCUGCGUCCUCUGCUAAAGGAGUAUGCUUUCUCACCUCCGGCCCAGACUAUAGAACUUGGUUCUGGGGAGACUAGCGAAGUCAUUUUCCAGGCCACCCGUGUGGCUUACAGUGCUACAGGUGUGAUCAGUUUGCUGUCUGGCCAACCAAAAGAAGGUGUUUCAGUUGAAGCCCGGUCAGAGUCCAAAGGCUACUAUGAGGAAACGGUGACUGAUUCAUCUGGAAGUUAUCGUCUGAGAGGGCUCCAUCCUGACACUAACUAUGUAAUCAAAGUAGUUAAAAGGGAUGGUCCGGGUAGCUCUAGAAUCGAGCGGGCAUCUCCAGAAUCCAGUACUAUUGAAGUUCGAUCCGAGGAUAUCAGGGGAUUAGAUUUUCUGGUCUUUGAACAGCCAGAGAUCACCAUUUUAAGUUGUCACGUUGAAGGAAAGGGAAUAGAGGAACUAAAUUCAUAUCUAACGGUAGAAAUAAAGUCAGCUACUGACGUGUCUAAGAUUGAGUCUGUCUUCCCUCUGCCACUUUCCAACUUCUUCCAGGUGAAGGACUUGCCCAGGGGUAAGCACCUUCUGCAGCUCCGAUCUAGUCUCCCAUCGAGCACCCACAAAUUCAAGUCUGAUAUUAUUGAGGUCGACUUAGAGAAGAAUACACAAAUUCAUGUUGGCCCACUCAGAUACAAAGUUGAAGAGGAUCAUCACAAGCAGGAUUUGACUCCUGCACCGGUCUUUCCUCUAAUUGUUGGGGUUUCAGUGGUUGCCCUGUUUAUCAGUAUGCCAAGAUUAAAGGACUUGUAUCAAUCCACAAUGGAAAUACCGACCCCGGGAUUCACUGCAACUGCAAAGAAGGAAACGCGAAAGCCAAUUUUGAGGAAGAAGACUUACUGAAUACCUCUUGUGCCUCUAGAAUACUGGAAGUUUUGGUGUUAUAUCUAAUUGUGUUACGAGAUCAAACCUGGCAGAGAGCAUUAGUGUUUUCUAAUACUAAUUAGGGUAGUUGUUUUCUUUCUAAUUUAAAACUUUAGGGUUAAUCUUGAAGCAAAUGUAGUCAUUUAGAAUAACCUGUUCACUCCCAAUUAAUGUUGGUUUAUUUCAU
Messenger RNA from Juglans microcarpa x Juglans regia, 4046 nucleotides. Its product is annotated as nodal modulator 1. The transcript has 27 exons. NCBI's taxonomy places the organism in Eukaryota, Viridiplantae, Streptophyta, Magnoliopsida, Fagales, Juglandaceae. Gene Ontology annotation, cellular component: endoplasmic reticulum membrane. The coding region runs from base 236 to 3838 and encodes 1200 amino acids. The record is from RefSeq and is a predicted model, not a curated record.